Molecule: messenger RNA, 864 nt
Organism: Tilletiopsis washingtonensis
Lineage: Eukaryota; Fungi; Basidiomycota; Exobasidiomycetes; Entylomatales
Exons: 1
Coding region: 1-864 (287 amino acids)
Source: RefSeq, a predicted model, not a curated record
AUGGCGUCGGAGCCUGCCUUGGGCAGCAGCGAGGCCUCGGGCAGCGCUGAAGCAGGCGCAUCCUCGUCGCAGCAGCAGGCAGCUUCGCCACCCGCUCGUCCGCCCUCGCCGCCGUUCCUGCCGCUGGCCACCUUCCGGCUGCUGGCGCUCUCCUCGCCCGUGCUCGAGAGCUUCUUCUCCGAAGACCUGCCUGCGUCUUUCCAUCUCGUCGCACCCCGGCCUGCGCCCUCAGCCACAUCUGCCGCUGCCACAGCUAGCGGCAGCAGCAGCGCAGCAGCUACGCCCGCCCCUUCGCCUCGCAAAGCUGGUGGGCUGUCUGCGCUGCUCGGCGCCAUGCUUCUACGCGACGACGACGAAGGAGCUGCUGCUGCUCGCGCCGCGGAGCUGCCUCCAUCGGCGCUCACACGACCGCGCCCUUCAUUCGGCACACGCACGCUCGACGGCGCACUCAAGGACACCGACCUGCUGCGCGACGAAGAGGCGGCGCGACGAGCUCGCUGGGCUUCUGCCAGUCCUGCCUCUUCCAAGCCGGCGACGCCCGCCCCCUCCACGCCCAGUGCAGCUGUCUCUGGCGCAUCAACGCCCACACAGACGUCGGGCCCUGCGCCCACGCGCCCGACGCACAACAAGCGUCUCUCGCAGCAGCUGCGCGGCACCGACGUGCUCGGCACAGGCCGAGGCUCGGCGGCAGAAGCAUUGCGCGCUGCAACGGCAGCACUGCAGGCGCCGCGUGCCGCGGGCUGGGGCGCAGAGGAUGCGCCGAGAGAGGCGAGCGAUGAGGAGGAGGAGUUCGCCGAUGCGGUGGCCGAUGUAGAGCCCAGCUUGGAAGGGACGCUGCCGAAGAGCACUGGCACCGCGCCAUGA